Messenger RNA from Saccharomyces paradoxus, 486 nucleotides. RefSeq names its product Caf20p (gene CAF20). Lineage: Eukaryota; Fungi; Ascomycota; Saccharomycetes; Saccharomycetales; Saccharomycetaceae. The record is from RefSeq and is a predicted model, not a curated record. The coding region runs from base 1 to 486 and encodes 161 amino acids. Gene Ontology annotation, biological process: translational initiation; negative regulation of translation. The transcript has a single exon.
AUGAUCAAGUAUACUAUCGACGAGCUUUUUCAACUGAAGCCAAGUGUUACCUUGGAAGUUAAUUUCGAUGCGGUGGAAUUCAGAGCCAUCAUUGAAAAAGUUAAGCAAUUGCAACACUUGAAAGAGGAAGAGUUUAACACUCACCACGUUGGUCAUUUCGGUCGUAGAAGAUCUUCCCAUCAUCAUGGUAGACCAAAGAUUAAGCACAACAAGCCUAAGGUUACAACUGAUUCCGAUGGUUGGUGCACAUUUGAAGCCAAGAAGAAGGGUAGUGGAGAAGAAGAUGAAGAAGAAACAGAAACCACUCCAAUCUCUACUGCACCAGUUGCUACUAUUGCCCAAGAAACUUUAAAAGUCAAGCCAAACAACAAAAACAUUUCUUCCAAUAGACCUGCUGAUACCAGAGAUAUCGUUGCGGAUAAACCAAUUCUUGGUUUCAACGCAUUUGCUGCUUUGGAAAGUGAAGACGAAGACGACGAAGCAUAA